GCAUAUACGAUCUUCUCCACGAACGUUGUCGCGCCAGCACUUGCAUAUCUGUACUGGCCGGAGAAGAGGGAUGGCGGCCGCAGCCUUGGAAUCAAUAUUGCUACCCUCGUGGGUACCUGUACAGGCAUGAUCCUUUUCGGACACCUCGCGGACAAAUUUGGGCGCAAACGCCUCUACGGGGUUGAGUUGGUCAUUGUGAUUUGUGCUACGUUGGGACUCACCCAAGCAUCCGCUGGUUAUGACAACAAAUCGAUGUACGUCUUCCCUUGGAUCAUAUUCUGGCGUACCCUCUUGGGCAUCGGGGUUGGAGCGGAAUACCCCUUGUCGGCUUUGAUCGCAUCCGAAUGGUCUUCAACUGAACAUCGCGGCCGCAUGCUGGCUGCGGUUUUCCUGAUGCAACCGGUUGCGCAGCUUGCUGCGCAAGGCGUCGGGCUUGGGGCGUUGAGAGGUAUAAGUGCUGGGCAUAGACCUCCGCUCAACCCAUCAGAAACCGAUCGAGAUAAGGCAGCCCCGGUCGUUGAUGCGGUCUGGCGUUUAGUAAUCGGAGUCGGAUCUGCACCAGCAAUUCUGGCCAUCAUCGGACGUUUGACUAUUCCAGAAACACCACGAUAUCUUUUGCUGGAACGUGACGGUCAGGCUGUCCUUGAAGGAACCGCAGAAGUAUAUCAUGAAUCGAUGAGGAACAUCUUCAACCGCGAUUCACCGACAGUUCUGCACCGAAUCGAUGCACUCAAUCGCAACAUUCUCGAAUAUCGCUGUUAUGGUACUGAGAUAUUACAGGCAACAUCCACAUGCUGGUUCUUGCUCGAUAUUGCUUACUACGGCCUUGGCUUGGACCAACCGCAACUUAUCAGUAAGAUUUGGCGCGCGAAGGUAGCGUCAGAUGGAGACUUGGACGACGCAAAGCAUCCCCUCGACUGGAAUAGCAACUCCCUGCCCCAUGAUGAGACACAACCAAUCUUCGAGGUUUUGGAGGGCAACUUCGUACGCGCCCUUUGGACAACGGGGCCUGCAUCGGUGCUUGGGUGUAUCGUGAUUCUCUGCCUAGUGAAUCGUGUUCCACGGGUCCGCUUCAUGGUUAUCAUGUUCGUCGUACUGGCUAUAGUCUUCGCGAUCCUUGGUGGCAGCUUAUUCAGUGUCUACGAGACGAGCCACCAUGAUGUUACGGUCGUGUUCUACGCCAUAUCCUUGUUUCUCAUGAACUUGGGUCCCAACACGAUCACCUUCAUGCUGCCCGCUGAGCUGUUCGAGACCAAGAACAGGGGCACGUGCUAUGGAUUUGCAGCUGCUUGCGGGAAGCUCGGUGCAAUCAUCGCGCAGAUCGCAAUGAAAUACAUAAGGGCGGGUGGUACAGAUAAAGAGCCAUUGGCUGGAUUACUACUAUUUCUCGUGCCUACCAUGCUCCUGGGGGCACUGGUAGCGGCAGUAUGGAUCCCAGAGGUGCAG
Messenger RNA from Paraphaeosphaeria sporulosa, 1446 nucleotides. RefSeq names its product MFS general substrate transporter. NCBI's taxonomy places the organism in Eukaryota, Fungi, Ascomycota, Dothideomycetes, Pleosporales, Didymosphaeriaceae. The record is from RefSeq and is a predicted model, not a curated record. The transcript has 3 exons. Gene Ontology annotation, molecular function: transmembrane transporter activity. The annotation marks the transcript as partial. Gene Ontology annotation, cellular component: membrane. Gene Ontology annotation, biological process: transmembrane transport.